Messenger RNA from Coniophora puteana RWD-64-598 SS2, 855 nucleotides. RefSeq names its product NAD(P)-binding protein. The record is from RefSeq and is a predicted model, not a curated record. Gene Ontology annotation, molecular function: oxidoreductase activity. The transcript is spliced from 5 exons. Bases 1 to 855 code for a protein of 284 amino acids. Lineage: Eukaryota; Fungi; Basidiomycota; Agaricomycetes; Boletales; Coniophoraceae.
AUGUCUUCUUCCAAAGUCUGGUUUGUUACCGGCGUUUCGUCGGGCUUCGGCCGCACACUGACCGAACUCGCGCUCAAGAGCGGCGACAAGGUCGCAGCGACGCUGCGCAAGCCCGAGGCCAUCUCCGACCUCGCGUCAAAAUACUCCGCCGACGUCCUCUUGCCGAUUCAGCUGGAUGUGACGAAGCACGAGCAGGUCAAGGCCGCGUUCGACAGGGCACUCACGCACUUUGGGCGGAUCGACAUUGUGUUCAAUAAUGCGGGUGUGGACGUCAUGUCCGAGGUCGAGACGAUGGUUGAGGCGGAUGCGCGGGCGAUGUUCGAGGUAAAUUUUUGGGGUGCGGCGUUCGUUACGCAGGAGGCACUCCAUGUGUUCAGAGAGGAGAACAAGCCGCAGGGAGGGAGACUUUUGCAGGUGUCGUCGGGUGGGGGAGUCGUGGGCCUUCCGGGAAAUGGGUUCUACGCUGCUACGAAACAUGCGCUCGAGGGACUCAGCGAGUCAGUAGCGAAGGAGAUUGAUCCCGCCUGGAACAUCAAGAUAACUCUCCUCGAGUUCGGGGUAUUCCGAACCCAGAUAAUUGGUGAUAACGCGAAGAUCCUUCCUCAUCACCCGGCGUACGACAAUGAAAGUCUCGCGGGAUACCAGUUCCACAAGCACGUCAUGAGUCCAAAUGUUAGGGGAGACGCAGAGAAGGCGAUGAGCCAGGUGUUGAGGCUAUCGCGGCUCGAGGACCCACCAAUGCGGCUGAUGCUGGGGAAUGAUGUGUCUCCGAUCAUUCGCGACAAGUUGAGGGUUUUUGGUGGAGAGUUGGAUAAAUACGAGUCGUGGUCGGCAGACCUUGAUGUAGAUGAGUAA